This is a messenger RNA of Xenia sp. Carnegie-2017, 945 nucleotides long. RefSeq lists its product as uncharacterized. The record is from RefSeq and is a predicted model, not a curated record. Lineage: Eukaryota; Metazoa; Cnidaria; Anthozoa; Malacalcyonacea; Xeniidae. The transcript is spliced from 7 exons. The coding region runs from base 55 to 945 and encodes 296 amino acids.
UUUCUACAACAAUUUGUCUUAGUGUCGACAAAACAAAAAAAAUUAGGAGUGCUUAUGGACAACUCCUGUCAGAAUAUAGAAGAUUUGGACGUUUUUAUCAAGGCGAGAUACAUCAAACCACAGAUUUCCAUCGUGUUCUCAAACAUUUCUUUGAGGAAGAAAGGAGGUGUAUUAAAAAAUAUCGAGUAUUUCCAAGAACAUCCAGUGGAUGUUAUCAUUGAUUUGCAAAGAAAUAAAGAUGAACUAAACGCGUUAGGUGAUUAUCUUAAAAUACCAAUACUUUCAAUGGUACCCCAAUGGCAACCUCAAGGAAAAUACAUCAUUUCCAUGUAUCCGAGCAUUGAAACUAUAAACUGGGCAAUCGUCGAUGUUCUUCUGCGUUAUGAAAUCACAGAAAGUAUUCUACUGUUUGAUGCGAAGCGAAGUCGUCAAGCAAUGAACCUGCACACAGCAAGUCAGCGGGAGUACAUCAAAAUAGAAAUGAUGCCAGAACUAGACAUGGACAACGAGCCCGUGAUUAAAGAUGCAAUUCGCCAAGCUUGGAACACUCAAAUAAAAACCGUAGUCCUUCUUUGCGAUACCCAUGACAUAAAGAAAGUCAUGAAUGCAACAUUACAAACUAGACUCUAUGAUAAGGACAGUGAGGAUUGGAAAUGGAUAGCGAGUGACAUUGAUUUCAGAAGACCUGACUACGAACCACUUGAAGGAAUAGUCGCUUUCCGACUUUCUUUACCAGAAUGGCAAAAGAGCUUCCGACAAGAAAGACAACGAAUAUGUGCAAAAGAAUUAUACACGGAGGUAUUUUACGCCUCGAUAAAAGACGCUCUGUAUCUGAUCAAUGCUGCAAUGCAAGUUCAACAUCGCAACAUGACGUUCAUGGAAAAAAUGAAAAAAAGUAUUCUACGACCGUGUCAGAAGAACAGGGUGAGUAAAAUUACUGCUUAA